Messenger RNA from Ylistrum balloti, 4378 nucleotides. RefSeq names its product sushi, von Willebrand factor type A, EGF and pentraxin domain-containing protein 1-like. The record is from RefSeq and is a predicted model, not a curated record. Gene Ontology annotation, biological process: establishment or maintenance of epithelial cell apical/basal polarity; heterophilic cell-cell adhesion. The transcript has 25 exons. Lineage: Eukaryota; Metazoa; Mollusca; Bivalvia; Pectinida; Pectinidae. The annotation marks the transcript as partial. Gene Ontology annotation, molecular function: calcium ion binding. Gene Ontology annotation, cellular component: plasma membrane; protein-containing complex.
AUGACGUCACCAAAGGAAGAUGUAUAUGACAUUCUCAGUCACUCCCGCCCCGAUUCUAAAAAAGCUGUCUUCCUCAUCACUGACGGUUUCUCCAAUGGCGGCGAUCCCAGACCCCAAGCUCGCUUUUUACGUAAACACGGAGUAAAAAUUUUCACAUUUGGAAUUAGAAAUGGACAUGUCCAGGAACUGUAUGACAUGGCCUCGGAACCAAAAAAUGAAAGCUGUUACAUCUUGGACACGUUUGAGGAGUUUGAGUCCUUAGCACGCCGAGCAUUACACGAAGAUCUCAGUAUGGGGACCUUCAUGGAACAGCCAAUGGACCGCUGUUCCCAUUUAUGUCAUGGAAUAAGCACAUGCUGUGACCCUCAAGCAACGUGCGGGUGUGGAACUCAGGUGGGUCAGUUCCUGUGCGUCUGUCAGAAUGGCCACUAUGGCACCGGACUCCCAGGGGAGUGUUUCCCCUGCCCGCCGGGAACUUACAAGGAAAGUAGAGGACCUGGUGAUGUCACUUCCUGUACUGCAUGUCCAGACAUCAACCAUACAACAGAGCCAGGUGCUACAUCAUCAUCACAGUGUUUCUGCAAAAUAGGGUUUAGGAGCUUCAACGAAACCGGAUGUUCCGCGUUGACCUGUCCUCAGAUGACCCCGCCCAAACAUGGCUACUUUGUAAACGACAAGUGUAACAAUGUCUUCAAUGCUGCAUGUGGGAUGAAGUGUAAACCCGGGUACGAGUUGCGUGGAAGCAGUUUGCGAAUCUGCCAGGAGGAAGGAGGCUGGUCAGGCACGCCAACAAAAUGCAUAAUGAAGACCUGUCCCGCCCUGCCCAGACCUAAGAACGGUAAUAUGAUUUGUAGUAAUGACGAUUUCACAUUUUCCACCAUGUGCCGCUUCACCUGUGAUACUGGCUAUAAGUUGGUAGGAUCUCGUAAACGUCAGUGCCUUGCGAACGCACUGUGGACCGGUAUCCCGACUAGGUGUCGAGAAAUAACAUGCCAACCCCUUCCUUCUGUUCGUGAUGGAAAUGUGUUUCCUGCCAUGUGUAAUCUUGGAGAAGUUUCCUUCGGGACCACUUGCCAAAUAUCUUGCUAUGCAGGCUAUAGUCUUAUCGGGCCUAGCCGGAAGCAGUGUACACCAGACGGGAUGUGGGCCCCGGCUAUGGAUGGAGAAAUGAGUAGAUGUGAAGAUACGGAGGCACCUCUUCUACACUGUCCUUUCGAUAUUGAAGUUGUGGCUGAUGACACUGAAGACAGUGCUGAAGUAGACUGGAUCGUGCCACUAGCCCUGGAUAAUUCCGGCUAUCGACCUUCGGUUAAGGUGGUGCCCGCCGUCCAGCCUCCCAAACGGUUCCCAAUCGGUCUGACAGCAGUCAAAUACAUUGCAGAGGAUCACCAGGGCAACCUGGCAAAGUGUCAUUUUAGUGUCAUAAUCAGAGAUGUGACUCCUCCAACCAUUGAUCAAUGUUACUCACCUCUUCCAUUUAUAUCUGCGGAGCGAUAUGCAAAUAUAACUUGGGAUGAACCACAGUUUAGUGACAACUCCGGUGAGAAGGUCAGAAUUGAAAGGUCACAUGAACCGGGUUUGUUUCCACAGGGAAUAACAUCUGUUCGAUACACUGCCUUUGAUGAGAGUGGAAACAACAGUACAUGUAAUGUGGAUAUAUCUGUAAUACCACACCCCUGUCAGUACCCAGACGCCCCACUAAGUGGAACUAGGGAGUGUAGAGAAGAAGAAGAGGGUGUGUACUGCCAUGUCACGUGUAAUGAAGGGUACGCGUUUGCCAUAGAACCAGCUAAGGAGUAUUUCUGUGCGUACGACAACAUAUGGAGACCAAUGGACAAGUUACCGAUCCCAGACUGUUCUGCCAAGUCAGCGUCUGAUGCCAUUACACAGCCAGCAUCCAUUACGUACCUGGCUAGUGUGCCGUGUACCGACCACAACAUCCUCAACGAAAUACAGUUGACGUUCGAGAGAAAUGUCAAAGAGAAGGUGAACACCUUGUGCACUGAAAGUUUCCAGUGUACAGUGGAGAACUUUGAGACGACAUGUGAACAGUCAGAAGGUGUGGCUACAAAAACAGGAAAUAUUACUGUAGACGUUAAUCAACAGAAGGAACUGACAAAAAGCCUGACCAAUGUUCUCAACAAGCUAGAAAAGAAAGCCACACAAGGAGAAUUGGACCUAGAGAUGAGCGGAACACGAAUGCACUUUGCCAACAUGACGUACGAUACUAAAGGGCCACGGUCGAACUGCAAUCCUGGCAGGGUUCCUGUCAACGGCCUGUGUGUUCCUUGCCCUGCUGGAACAUUCUUCAAUGUUGUAACUAAGGAAUGUGAUGCCUGUCAGACUGGAAGUUUCCAGCCCCAGGAAGGAGAGAUCACAUGUGUAGUUUGUCCUUCAAACACCUCUACUCACGGAAAUUAUUCUAAGUCGGAAAGUGAAUGUAAAGCGCUGUGUCUACCUGGUACUGUUUCUACUGACGGCCUUGAACGGUGCUCCACCUGCCCUAUCGGAACCUAUCAAACCCUGUAUGGGAAGACGUCAUGUAUCCUUUGUCCCAAUAACCAAACAACCGUACGGCGAGGUUCCAGAGGAGUAUCUCACUGUAAAAACAGAUGUGGCCUAGGACACGUCUCUAAGAAUGGUCUCGAACCCUGUUAUUCAUGUCCAAGAGGUACCUAUCAACCGGAAGUGGCCAUGUCCUCCUGCUUCCGAUGUCCAGGGGAAGGCACUACGGCCGAGCGCGCAUCAACAAAUUUAUCAGACUGUCAAGGCGGAUGGGACACUCAAAUGCAGGCAGACGUACCCCCAGGAGAAACAUUGGAGCAGUCUAUACCGGUCAAUGAUUGCUUCGUCGACCGGUGUCAAAAUGGAGGGUCAUGUACCACUCGAGAUUUUGGAUUCCAUUGUGAAUGCUUACCAGGUUUUGAAGGUAUUCAUUGUGAGACCGUCACAAAUGAGUGCGAGGGAAACCCUUGUCUUAACUCUGGCGUGUGUGUUGAUCAAAAGGCCGAUUUCUCCUGCCAAUGUGAACCUGGAUAUACAGGGAAAAAGUGUGAGGUCGAUAUUGACGAUUGUAUUACGUCACCUUGUCAGAACAACGGCACGUGCGUGGACGAGGUGAACGCGUACGUGUGCUCUUGUGCUACUGGUUACCAAGGUGAUUCCUGUGAACGUCUUGUCGACGAUUGUCACACUAACCCAUGUGUGAACGGAGGGUCAUGCGAGAAUGUUCUAGAGGGGUACACAUGUACCUGUACGACAGGUUAUGAGGGAGCAGAUUGUGAGAUAAACACGGACGAGUGUGAAAGCUCGCCUUGUGAAAAUGGUGCUGAAUGCGUCGAUGGUAUCGGGGCAUUUGGUUGUCGGUGUCGGCCUGGAUUUACAGGAAAGACGUGUGACGUGGAUGUCGACGAUUGCGCAUUAACUCCCUGUUCACCACUAUCUACAUGUGAGGAUCUGGUCAACGGCUACGAGUGUCAUUGUCCCUCUGGCUUCACUGGAUCCAAGUGUGAAUCAGAGCUAACGGAUAAUUACAUGUUGGUGUUUCCAUCGUCUGGCGUGAUAAACUACACUACUACUACCAUCGCGUCUGACCUUACCGCUCUGACAGUCUCGUUCUGGAUGAAGACGGAUGACGAUACCAAUCAAGGGACACCGUUUUCUUAUGCUUCGUCUAGCGCUAUGGAUAACGCUUUCACCUUAACCAAUUAUGAAGGGUUUGUAAUAAGUGUAAACAACCACCAGCAGGUAACGGAUGUGUACGCAAAUGACGGAGUAUGGCAUCACAUCAUAGUCACAUGGGCUUCGAAUCGAGGCUCCUGGAAGAUCUACAAGGAUGGCAUUGUCUGGGAUUCCGGCUAUGAUCUAGCGGCAGGAGAAGUAAUUGCAGGUGGUGGUACUUUCGUUGUGGGUCAGGAACAGGAUCCGGAUGGCUUUAGCAGUAGUGAAUCCUAUAUAGGACAGCUAACAAGACUGAAUAUAUGGUCUAGUGAACUGCCCCUUACAACUAUAGAUGAAAUGAGGAUAUCGUGUGAUGUUGAACAGGGUGAUGUUAUAGCUUGGGCGGACAUUCAGUCGGGCAUGCGUGGGACAUUAAGUGCAGAACCGGCCAAUUUUUGUCGAGACUGUCCUGUCCCGGUAACGCCAACCUACGGUACCAUCGAGUACAGUGGCACUUCAUCUGGCUCCCUUGUGACGUACGCCUGUCUGCGAGGUUUCAACGUGGCAGGAAGGGACAGACGACAGUGCAUGGUAACUGGAGACUGGGAAGGGGAGAGUGUUAACGUAAUGUCUUCAGUUAUGACAAUAGAGUGCGCUAUACUUGCUAUAAAAAUCAUCGACUUGUUGGCAAGGUUAUGUUGGACACCUACCUGUGAAC